Rotaria sordida is the source of this 1683-nucleotide messenger RNA. The record is from the annotation of a GenBank genome assembly. NCBI's taxonomy places the organism in Eukaryota, Metazoa, Rotifera, Eurotatoria, Philodinida, Philodinidae.
UGAUACAAAAUAAUUAUUUUAAAAAUUCCUUUCAAUAGUUAAAAAAGUCAAAUUCAAAAUUUCGAGAAACCAACUUCAGAUUUGCAUUGCUCGGUGGCUCCAGCAACCAUCGGUUGAAGCCUACAAAAAAUUUUUAUUUCCAUGAAGUGUUCUUUCUUUAGUGAGAAAAAUCAAGCUCAAAAUUUUGAAAGACCAACUCAAGAUUUAGACUCUACGACCAGGAUUAUCUUCAGUUAAACUUUAUGAAUAAUGACAUUCGACACCAACACAUCACUACUGUAUUGAUACUGUAACAUGUCUAAUUCUAAGUAUUUUCAAGAUUUUGCAAGUCUUAGAAGGAUUUUGUAAGAUUCUAAAAGAUUUAAUAAGAUUCUAGAGACUCUAGAUGCCAAAAUCUGCUUUUCUUUCUUACGCACUUCACAUUCAAAAUAUAAACUUUAAAAUUUUUUAGUGUCAACAGAUAGCACUCAUUGACGCUAAACUGAUAACUAUCAUUCAUUAGUUUGCUUUGUCCUCUUCGAUGGUUGUGUGAUAUCUUGACUAUGGUCGACUUGUUGUAUGUUUUAUGAUGAUCACUGUGAUAUUUAUUGAUUGCUAGCAUUAUGAUCAUUUUCAUUAUUUUGUGGAAAUUUCAAAUAUUUUCAUUGAAAAUAGUGGGUGUAAGUUUCAAGUUCGAGUCUUUACGGCUUCCACUUACCCAUUGUAGACACUUAGCACCACAGAAUACCAUAACAGAUCUCAGCGAUCACGCACAAAAGGCUGUAGGUUAAUUUAAGAAUGGAAAAAACGAGUUGCACGGUAUGAAGAAUAUGAGUUCGUAUGUUAUAAAAUAUUUCAAUGCUUUCAUAAUUAUUUAAAAAAACUGUUAUAUAUUUGUUAAAACUCUUUAUAGUCUAUUCGGUUGAUUUUUUUUAGAAUUUAAACAUCUCUCAUAGCAAAUAUAUAAUCAAUAUUAGAAGCAUGAUUCGAUUUUUUUAUCAGUUUUAAAAGUAGACACGGUUACCGUUUAAAUAAAACUAACUUAUCUACUACAUUCAGUGAAUAUUAUGCAAGAAUCAUGUCGUAUAAGUCUGGCUAGUUAGUUUACCGGGAACUUUCAGUUUCUUAAAUCAGAUAUUAUCUCCAAACUUAUUGCUAUUUAGCUUGCGUAUAUAAGGGGAGGAUAAAGAUAUGAUGAAAACCCUUUCGAGAGUUUCAGAAUGUUUUCAUUUAGAUAGAUUUGCAAGUUCAUAUUGUAGAAUGAAAUAUUGACAUGUAUCAUGUGUCCAUUAUUUUUCGUAUCUUGCUCAUUAGUUCUAUAUUUUGAUAAUAUUCAAGAUUAUGUAAGAGAAAGUACUGAUUAUUCAGCAUUCAUUAAGUGUUUGUUCUCCUUAUUUAACGAAAUUCUUCUCUGAACAUAAUGCUUCAUUCAAAAUUCUUUCUAUUUUUGAUCCCACAUAUCAAUCACAAUUACCAAAUAAUAAUACAAAUGAUUAUUCAGUUAUUGUUAUUCUUGAUGGACCACAAAGUACAUAUGAAGAUGAUAUUUAUCCAUAUUUAAAAUGGGAAAAAUCAUUUCUUGCUGCUCAACUUGCUCUUAAUACACCUAUUCUUGGCAUAUGUCUCAGAGCACCAUUACUCGCUGAUGUUAUUGGUGGACAUAGUCAUUUAGGAAAGUAUGAUUAUGAACUUGGCUAUGCUUAA